CCUCAAGUGGGCAAGUUAGUUACGCGGUAACUUCAUAAGUGGCUCCCGACCCGAAGCAUCGAAGCGUGACCCGCUCACGGAAAUCUCAUUUUUUCCAUUUCACAUAAUUAAUUGAAUUCUGAGAAAUCGUCCGUGUCUGAUGAGCAGCUUUUGAUGAUGUCAGACAAACGCAGUGACGUGGCGGCCCUCCUCCACAAAUGGGCAACGACGGAGAUGAACUUUGUGCCCCAGGGCCGGCACGUCAAUGCUCCCAUGCCAACACCGCAGGAACUGAGAGGGAUUUGCAGAGGCGGUCUGCUUGAUAUCUGGGAGUUUGUGAAUGCAAGGGUUCACUCGGCCCAAACGGCAAGGAAGGUCAAGGGAAACCUAGCACUCCAAGCCCGGCACAGAUCAGGGAGCGGGUAUAAAGUGAAGUACAAAGGAGACACCAAGUACUCCCAGGAGAGGGCGGAGUUAUUGGAGAGGCAGAGGGGGUUGCGGUCCCAGCUGGAGGGAACCAAGGCGGACGUCAAGCGCCUGGGCAAGGAUCUGGGAAGACUGGAGUCUGAAAUCUUAUCUGCAGAACAAGAGUACCAGACGUCCUGUUCUGAGAUAUCAGACCUCCAGCACAAGCAGACGUUGCUGGGGGCGCAUUCUGCCGAGUGCAAGGCUAACACGGCCAGAUACGAGGAGUACACAAAACGCAUAGCGGGAAAGCUGAACCGCUACAAAGAACUGAAAAGUGGGCACGGCCAGUCAUUGUUGUUCAGCAAGCAAGGAUCAUCACAAACCAACGGCACAUCCUCACCAGGGCUGGAGUCUGCAUGCACGAAAGUUGUUCGUGAGUCGAGCUCAGAGGUUGCAUCGUUCCUCAAUCAGCUACUGAAGGGGGACUUCGGCUCGGACUCCAAAGCUUUGACCGAGAAACAGAACAGGAUAUGGGCGAGCAUCGAGCAUGUGCUGGCAGAUCACCCAGCUGAUCAAGUUGUCCGAUCACUGGCCGUCAUCGGCGAGGAAUCCGCCCUGUCGCUACGACAGACCACAAACAACAUCGACCUGAAGAAAGAUGCUGAGCAGCUGAGGUUUCAGCACGGUAGCAGCGGUCUACUGGAAGAUGCUGCCACUGCACCUGACCUCAUGCUGAGUGUCCAUCAAAUCAUAGAGGAGAAGCAGUUGGCCCACAUGCGCACAUUCAUGGUCACAGAGCAGAGUAGGAACAGUGCCUGGCGGCUGGACAAGAGACUAGCUCAGUUAGUCUCCCAGGUCCACAGACGACUAGCGGCAUUGCUAGCUGAUAACCCAGGCGCCUCAGAAAUGGCAAGGACCUUGUUCACUACCGAGUUGGAGUUGGUCUCCGCCACAGCCGCUCUUGAGCAGCUCCGGGAUUCCUGCAGGGAGCUCCAGGAGUCUGCCUCCAAGGCGUCCAAGGAGAAGGACAGUCUGUACAGCAAGUACCAGAAGAUUCAAGACUUCAAGAAGCUGACUGAAAAGAAGCAGGACCUGAUCCGAGUGCUGGUGCGGCAGAACUCCGAGGCCAAGAAAAAACUGGAGGUUCUUCAGAGAGAGAAUCUGAAGUACAUGCAGUCCACGCUGUGCAGUCAUGAGGCGGGCACUGUCGCCAUGGCAACCCAAAUGAGGAACGGGGUAGCUGAGGAGGUGGAGCGUUUCGCCCAGCUGCCGCUGCAUCUGUUACGCCUCACCUCAUUGGACAGCGGGCAGAGUGUUCCAGUGAACCAGCUGUCAAUCAACCGAUUCAGCAGCCAAUCAGAGAGCAGCGGGGGCGGGGCUAUCAUUGAAGUCCUUCAACUGCUGAGGUAUCCACUGUACAAGGCUCCAGAGAAUCUGCUGCCGUUCGCCGUCCAGCUGAAAUGUGAAAUAGCAGCGGUGCAGACGCUACUAGACUCACAGCAUCUACUCCAUGCUUCCAUGGCAGAGACCCACAGCGAUGACCUGACGGCCAUCCAGCAUGUAUCAGCCCUCACCUCAGAAGUCAGCGCUCACGAUGAGGAGCUGCUGAGGCAAGUCCUGCCUGUUCUACAGACCAGACUCAAUGAGUCUACGGACGCGCUUGCCUCCUGCAUUUCUGUGAAGGAUGCACUUUCAGCUUGGUGGGAGCAGCCAGCACAGCUUCUCACUCCUUGGGUCAAACUGGACGACCUCGCACUGCAACAGUGGCUGGACAAAUGGACGGUGGCCGUGACUAGACUGAGGCAGUUGGGCAUCUAGUGGCUCAUGUGGGGUCUGCUCAUAAGUCCGACGCCUCAUAGGUCCGACGCUUCAUAAGUCUGACAAAAUCGCAUCCCCUUAACAAAUAAAGGC
Patiria miniata (bat star) is the source of this 2298-nucleotide messenger RNA. RefSeq names its product HAUS augmin-like complex subunit 5. The record is from RefSeq and is a predicted model, not a curated record. NCBI's taxonomy places the organism in Eukaryota, Metazoa, Echinodermata, Asteroidea, Valvatida, Asterinidae. The transcript is spliced from 17 exons. Gene Ontology annotation, biological process: spindle assembly; centrosome cycle. The coding region runs from base 154 to 2205 and encodes 683 amino acids. Gene Ontology annotation, cellular component: centrosome; HAUS complex.